UUUAGGUAACAUCAAACAAGGAAUCAUGAGAUCACUCACAAGCUGUCAAGCUACAGACAUGGACCGGUUGUUUUGGUUUUCUCUCCUGCUCACUCACCUGCCAGUAACAGAGAGCAAUAAAAAAGCAACGGUAAUCUGGAUGAAAACAGGACAAGAUGCCACUCUGCCUUGUGAUCUCAUUUCACCAUGUCCAGAAUGGAGUUAUGAGUGGUUUGUUUUCAAAGAAAACUACCAUCUUCAUCUCAACCUAAUGAGCAACCCGAGCAAAUACAGCUUGGAUAAAGGAUCUUUGCACAUCAUGUCACUCAAUGCUAGUGACAGUGGGAUCUACCACUGUGCUGCAGUAGGGCCUCGUAAAUCAGAAAGAGGCGAACAGUGUGUGGGGAACGGCACAACUCUUGCAGUGAUAGGAGGUAAACCAAUGGCUAGCUACGUUCUGUGGUUAGCACUUGUCCUCUUGGUCAUCUACAGCAUGGCAAUAGUGACACUUAUCAUUUUAAAGAAGUAUCACUGCAAUACAAGCUCCCGCAGAAAAACUAACAAGAAUUACUCAACCAAAAAAACACAAUUCCAAGAUGUGCUUCAAGAAAUGAACAAAAGAAGGAAUUUGGAAAAGAGAAAAGAAACUACAGACGGAAAUCUUUCUCAAGCUGAGGCUGCAAGUACUGAAUUCAACAGCUCACCUGAUGACAUCUAUCAAAAUGUCUAAGUGUCGGUCAAGGAUAUUAAAUGACAGAGUUAGACCUCCAUCAUCCGGACUGAGAGGAAAUUCCCAAGCCACGAAACACCUGACGGAAGGACAUGUAACUGAGGAAAUUAGCAUACCACCAGAGGAUGCAAGUCGGCUGUGUGUGCUUGCUCCCCUUUUCUCAUGAAAUGAGAUAUAAAUACCACAACAAAGGUUCUGAGUCACUGUUCCUUUUCUCUCCAGCUUUUUUUUUUUUUUUUUAAUUUUAGCAGGAUAGUUGGAUAUUUAGGAUGAUAAACCCUCUGGAAGAAAAACACUUUGGUGAAUAGAACUUUCAGGUACAUUUUCGGGAUAUACAGAUCAAAUUGAUCAGAGCAGAAAGUGUGCAAGAGUAGAAAUGAAGCUGUUAGGUCAAACUUCAAGAGAAGGGAUCACAGUAUGGAUACAAGCAGCCUUUUGAUAAUAUCACUUUCCACCAAGAUGAUUUAAUUAUGCAUCAGCACUGUCUUGGCAAAUCACAAAUUUGCAAACAUGUAAAAAUAGUCAUAUUUAGGUUGUAGUUCUGUAGAAAUACAAUUACAUCAAAAAUGCUAGAACCAAAACUCAAAGACUCAAGAUGUAAUAUGACCUCAGAAAGUUUAUCAUUGUCAUGAAAAAAAGGCACAUUACAGCUGACUGUAUAUUUAAAAUAGCCUGUACUACACUAUGUUGAAUUAGGAAAGAAAAAUGUAUAUUUUUUGGUAUUGGAGUGGUUCUUUUUUUUAAUCACCUGUCAACUUAUAAGACAUUUACAGUAAGGCAAUAUUUAAAAUUCUGAUAUGUUUUUGAGGCAUCAUGCAGACGUACUCUGUUCAGUGACUUUCAUCUAUUUUGGUUCAUUGUAAAUGCCCACAGAAAGAAUCCAGAUCCAUAUGGUUAACAUUAGAAUUUAGUUAUACAUUACCAAAAAGAUCAAGACAAAUGUUUAUAUGUACACGUAAUAUGUUCUUUUUUUUGGACAAAUAAAAAGCUGUGAUAUGAA
Messenger RNA from Toxotes jaculatrix (banded archerfish), 1709 nucleotides. Its product is annotated as immunoglobulin superfamily member 6. NCBI's taxonomy places the organism in Eukaryota, Metazoa, Chordata, Actinopteri, Toxotidae. The record is from RefSeq and is a predicted model, not a curated record. The transcript is spliced from 6 exons. Bases 26 to 709 code for a protein of 227 amino acids.